Messenger RNA from Trypanosoma cruzi, 831 nucleotides. Its product is annotated as nitrilase, putative. The record is from RefSeq and is a predicted model, not a curated record. Gene Ontology annotation, cellular component: mitochondrion. Gene Ontology annotation, biological process: oxaloacetate metabolic process; L-glutamine metabolic process. The transcript has a single exon. Lineage: Eukaryota; Euglenozoa; Kinetoplastea; Trypanosomatida; Trypanosomatidae. Bases 1 to 831 code for a protein of 276 amino acids. Gene Ontology annotation, molecular function: omega-amidase activity.
AUGUCCAGUUUACGAGUUUCUCUUUGUCAGAUGGCCGUGGAGAAAUCCAAAGAGGCUAAUCUAUCGAAAGCUGUGGGAAUGAUUGCGGCAGCGGCAACUAGAGGUGCAAAUCUUGCCGUUCUCCCAGAAUGCUUCAUGUGCCCCUAUGACACCAAAUAUUUUGAUGAAUACGCUGAAGAAAUAAGACCGGGUUGCCCCACUUACGAUUCCAUUUCUAAGGUUGCUAAAGAAAACAAUAUAUGGGUGGUAGCCGGCAGCAUACCUGAACGCGCAGAUGGAAAGUUGUACAAUUCCUCCAUGGUUUUUGAUUCGGCAGGUAACUUGCAGCAUGUUCAUAGAAAAGUUCAUUUGUUCCGAAUCCAUUCAGAAACCGUGCAAAUGGACGAACGGGAGGUUCUUUCUCCUGGAAGUACUGCUUUUCCUGUUUCAAUCAACGAAAAAAUCAAAUUUGGUGUGGGUAUUUGCUUUGAUAUGCGGUAUCCACAGCUUGCAUGGAAGUAUGCCCAAGCAGGGACGUCAUUUUUGGUUUAUCCGGGUGCAUUCAAUAUGUUUACAGGUCCAAUACAUUGGGAACUUUCGGCCAGAGCACGUGCUAUGGAUAAUCAACAGUAUGUUCUUUUGUGUUCUCCUGCGCGUGAUUCCAACGCAGAAUAUGUUGCUUGGGGUCAUUCGAUGGUUGCAGAUCCUUUGGGUAGGGUGAUUGCUACCGCAGAAGAAGGUGAGUCUUACGUUGAUGCAGAGCUGGAUUUUGAUUUGAUCAAAGAAGCAAGAAAAAAGAUUCCGAUUAUGGAUGGGAUGCGAAAUGAUAUUUAUUCCUUGCAGUGGCAAUAG